AUGUCCCCUUAACGCCUGCGCACCAUAAAGACUCAGUUGCUGUGAGCAUUCCAGGGGCAUUAUGUUGUUAUUUUGUAUGUAAGGAUCUGAUUCACAGUCUGCCACGAGGAAAAUAGCUUUUGUCAUUUCAUAACCUUUUGUUCCUAGGUUUUUAAGGAACAGCAUGGGUUAUGAGAUAGUCAGAUUUGAAGGUGAAGUGGAUGAAGAACUGAUCUGUCCAAUAUGCAGUGGUGUGAUGGAAGAACCACUUCAGGCCCCACAAUGUGAACAUGCGUUUUGUGCAUCAUGCAUUCAGGAGUGGCUCACUAGGCAACCAACCUGUCCGGUAGACAGAAGCCCCAUCACCUUUAAUCAGCUCAAACCUGCCCCUCGAAUCCUGCGAAACUUACUAUCAAGACUUCAGAUUGCUUGUGACAAUGCAGUGUAUGGCUGUACUGCCAUUGUCAAGCUGGAUGCUCUCCCCUCUCACUUGCAGGAAUGUGAGCACAAUCCCAAAAAACCAGUACAGUGUCAAGAGGGUUGUGGACUAGUUAUCCCAAAAGAUGAGUUAAAGGAACACAACUGUGUGCGAGAGCUGAGAAGUCUGGUUAGCAGUCAUCAGCAAAAGAUGGCAGAGAUGCAGAGUGAGAUCAUCGAGUCCAAGUUACAACUGAAUGAACAGAAGCGAGAAAUACAGCUGCUGAAGGAACUAAUGCGGUCAAUGCGAGUUAGUAAUCCACGCAUUCGAGAAAUUCAAGCGUCAAUGGAAAAUGAAGAUGUAAUCAGGUGGGUUGCAAGCCUUCAGGCUGCUCGAGUCACUCGAUGGGGUGGCAUGAUCUCCACACCUGAUGCUGUUCUGCAGGCAGUCAUCAAGCGUGCUCUUAUAGACAGUGGAUGUCCAACACAUAUUGUGAAUGAGUUGAUGGAAAAUGCACAUGAGAGGAGAUGGCCUAACGGCCUCAGCACUUUGGAGACUCGACAGCUCAACCGGAGACAGUAUGAAAACUAUGUGGCCAAACGAAUUCCAGGCAAACAAGCUGUGGUUGUGAUGUAUUGUGAAAACCAGCACAUGCCAGAUGACCUCAUCAUAGAACCAGGACUAGUCAUGAUCUUUGCACAUGGGGUAGAAUAAUUUCCACUUGAACAGACACAGACUUGGCAACAUUGUUUUUGCCCACAAAUCCAUGCCAUACUCCAACAGCUGCUUAAACACUUUUAGUAUGGCACAGGUCACCCAGUAAAGGAAGAAAAAACUUCAAUCCAUCCAGUAUUUUAGCAUUCAGGCAGUUUUGGACAGGUUAUCAAAGGAUAAUAACAAAUGGAUUUGAUUUUACUUUUUCUCUCUUAUGAAGUGAAAGCUUGUGGCUAAAUGUAAUCGCUUAAAGAUAAGUGUAAAGACAAAAUGCAUGUGUAUUGUGGAACUGUGAUAAGAAACCUGUGAAGGUGUAUGAACUGAUCUGGCAUUAUUAAAGACUGGGUACAUUAAUUCUGUCAGAAGAAGUCUUUUGAACCUUUGAGUAAAUUUCUUUGGUUUAUCUGCUUUAGAAAAGUGAAUGUGAAAAAGAAGUAUGCUGGGCUUAAACUCUUGCUUUACUUGAGAUUCGAGCUAGCGAAAUCAGAGACUGAAGAUACAACUAGUGGGAGCUAAGAUUCAGAGUUUACUGUCCUGUGUUAAAGGCUGGCAUGCUGGCAUAGGCUAGGUGCUUGCUUCAGCAUAUUUGCUUAAUUUAUUUCUUGUGCUUGCCUCAUGUCCAUGCUUGUGACCUCAUAAUAAGUUCAUUGCCUGCUGUAACCUCUCUUGAAAGGGCCUAUUGUCAAUUACCCUGUUUCUUUUCUUAUAACUGAGCAGUUGAGUUGUUGUGAUUUUUAUAAUUCAUAUGGUGGUAUCGAUUGUAGCUUGCUACAUGUAGUUUACCAGUUUUGCAGUCUGUUUCCUGUAAAAAUACCUUGCUGUAGUACCUGUUUGAUUCUGCAGAAUGAUGUUUAUAGGUUGUGCAAAAGUUUUAUUUUGGUGAUGCAGAGUUGAUUACUUCUUUGUCAGUAUGUUCAUUGUCCAUGAUAAGUUUAAAGAACUGUCAGUUCACUAGAGUGAAAAGAUGUGUAAAAGUCUUUGUUUACACUGGGAAAAUAGUUUUUCAUAUGAUAGCUUUGUUACAAAUGUGUGCAGCCUACUUUAUUUAUUAAGAAAAGGAAAUGGAAAGUUCUUAUUUGCAAACAUUCAAGAACAACUUAUGUCUUUUGAAACUCUUUUGGUUUUAAAAAACUUAGCAACUUAUAUAAUAUUGUUCUGGCAUUUCUUUUAGCUCAAAUGUUGAUGCACUUAUGUAGCAUCAGAAAGUUGUUAUCUGUUAUCAUCUUUUACUCUAAAUAUUCUUCCAGGAGUUUCUUUUUUAAUCUCUCUAGAUCAGUGGUUCUUAACCAUUUUUUGAGGUACCAAACCCACAAGUUUCAUAUGGCCAUUCACCGAACCCUUCUUUAGUGUCAUCACGAAUUGCGGGUGUGUCUUGACCUCCGUGGUGGAGGCUCUGCCGAACCCGAGACCGACUCACCGAACCCCUAGAGUUCGAUCAAACCCCGGUUAAGAACCACUGCUCUAGAUGAAAACAGACUCAUCCGCAUUGAGCUACUUUUAUUAUAUUAAAAUAUAGCAGAAAGUUCAGGUAUCAUUCCUGUGAUUCUGUUUUGGGAAAGGGGUUCUUGCUAAACAUUUUAUUGUAGCAGGAUUAUUCUCAUAAAAGUAACUGUUACUUAAGCUCAGAUAAGCAUUUAGAAAUCAUGCUACCUGUUGAAUAUUCUCUUCACACUCCAUUAAGCAAGACAUCCUUUUUGUUGUUUCACUUGAUAUGGUUUCUGAUGGGAAAGACUUUUUUAUGUAAACUUACAGUUGAUAAGUUAGAACCUCAGUGAGGGCACAUUUUGCAUACAUUCUAAAUACAACAGAUUUGUGCUGAAGGUAGCAUUUGUCUGUGAUGUUAUUGCCACCAGACUACAGGUUUUGUAAAUCAUUUUUGAUGCACAAGAAAUUUCCUGAAAGUUCAUGUUGAAUUACAUGUGUAAGUUAUAACUUUGAAGAUUUCAUAUGAAGCAAUUUCAGCAUCUGUUAGGAAUUUAGGUACAAGCCAUAUUAUGUUGUUUUGUAUUUUUGGACAGUUUUAUGCAUGCAAGUUUAUUUCUUUCAAUUGGCUUUUACAGUGUUAUCUCUUGUCCUGUCCUUUAGACUGGAAUAUCAUUGUGGAUAUGAAUUCUUGUUUAGUUUUGCACUAUCUGAAAAGAUAUGUAUUUGUCAGCCAGGUGCUCUAAUCAUUGGUUGCACUGCUUGGCUGCCUCUUUGCCUACCAUGUGCCUCUUGCACCUGCUUUUUCAAGUGGUAUGUGCACAUUCUCAGGUCCACGUAGGAGGCAAGUGGCAAGGAAAUGAGAGGAAGUUUUGUUUUACAAAGAAAUCUAAAAAAAAAACAGGGUCUUAAAGUGUCACAGUGUGCUUUUCCCUUCAUGUUAAAUUGCAUCAUGUUCAAAACAUGCUUAGAUUCCAAAAAUUUUGUCUACUUAUUGGUCUAACAUCUUUAGAAAACCUAAUAAGGUCACAUUAGGGCCAGCAUAACGAGGAACAUGAUAAAAAUCUGGAAAUGAAGAAGAAGAAAUGUUCUUAUUUAAUAUACUUCCCCCAGAGGGCUGCAUGUUAUUUACAAAGAAACUAUGGAAUGAAGAUACAGUUGCAUGCACAUGCAUACAUAAAUACAAAACAUGGUAUAUAUGAAGAUACUCAUCAAACGAGAGAAAUGGUAGCAGUUUUAGUUGGUAUUGUAGAAGGGUUAAACAGAUAUGAUAUAAAGUUUGUAAGACUUUUUUAAUUUAAUUUUUUUCUGAUUGAAGAGUAAAAUGUUAUAAAUCUGGUAGUGAAUUGGUACAUCUUUUGGCCAUCUCAUAUUUGUUUCUAGCAGUGGUGUUUAAUAAAGUCAUGGCAAGCUGUCUCUAAUGAUGACCAUCCUCUCCUACACAUUUAAGAACAUUGCUUCUGUAUGAGGCUUUUAACAUUUCGAUGGUUUUUGCAUUCACUGGUAGGUAUUACUGUAAAUUCCUUUACAAGAUAGUCUCAUGUCAUCAAAACAGAUUAACAAAUUAACUACAAACUUUAAACUAAAAUGUAGUGUUCAUUAAAUACAGGCUAGUGAAUAUGAUCUCAUAUUUUACACAGAGCUUUUGUGGUCAACGUGGCUGGAAGCCUAUUUUCAAUUUUAUAUAUAUGUAUGCAGAUUCAAAGAAAUAAUGGCUUCUUUGGUCUUCAUAUCAAAUGAUAUUCUUAUCAUGAACAUUUGACAGAAUAUUUCACUUCUUUUGCUGGUUUGUCAGAAUUUGCUAGUGGGAUGCAGUGUUAUGUGGUAUUCAGGGAAUACUUGCCCCAGAAAACUAUGAAUUUUUAUUUUUCUCAGUAGACGUUAACAUUUUUAUGAUGCAUGUGAAAUGAAUGGCAAUGAUGGUUGAUUCUUUAAUAAAAUUAUGACAAGGAAAUGGCUGGAUUAUUUCAAGAGUCAGCAUGUUGUGAUCUUGCAUGCAUACCAUUGGUUAAUCCAUGCUUGAAUUAGUUUUGUUUCAAUUUGGAUAUUUAAGGUAAUGUUCAAUGUGACAUAAGAGUUGAUGGGACCAGGCUUCAAAAAAAAAAAUCUAUAACAAACCAAGAAAGUUGAAUGCGUUCAUAUGUAUAGUUUGCUCCAUGCCAGUUUCAUGCUACUAAAAGGGGAAAAAAUGUCUUUGUUUUUGGUGUGUUUUAUUUUUCAGUUUUGUCUACAUUCUUAAAAUGUUUAAAUUAUUGAACAUAGCAUAGGAAUUAGCAUACAAAGCCUUAUACAAAACUUUUUAUGCGUAGGUUAGUUAUAUUUCCCAUUUUGUUUUUAAAAAAUUAGCUUGAAUUUUACUUUUAUUUCUGCUGAUUUGGAUCUUUUUCCGAAUAGGAAGUCUAUUUGUUGUAUGCUUUUGUAGCAAGACAUAAUGUACACACUUUAGUGAGUUGUACUUUGUUUGCUGAGCUGAUUUAAAAAAAAUUUUUUUUUGCUAUCCAUGUUGCAUGGGAUAAGCAUGUAUUUUCAGGGAUAUGGAUGUUUAUGGUGUACAGCUGUUUUAAUUUGUUGAAUCACUAAACUCUUCAAAAUCCUAAA
Molecule: messenger RNA, 5131 nt
Organism: Pomacea canaliculata
Lineage: Eukaryota; Metazoa; Mollusca; Gastropoda; Architaenioglossa; Ampullariidae
Product: E3 ubiquitin-protein ligase NRDP1-like
Exons: 7
Coding region: 164-1111 (315 amino acids)
Biological process (GO): regulation of canonical NF-kappaB signal transduction; protein K63-linked ubiquitination; tumor necrosis factor-mediated signaling pathway
Cellular component (GO): plasma membrane signaling receptor complex
Molecular function (GO): ubiquitin protein ligase activity
Source: RefSeq, a predicted model, not a curated record